Molecule: messenger RNA, 942 nt
Organism: Chanos chanos (milkfish)
Lineage: Eukaryota; Metazoa; Chordata; Actinopteri; Gonorynchiformes; Chanidae
Product: N-acyl-aromatic-L-amino acid amidohydrolase (carboxylate-forming) B-like
Exons: 6
Coding region: 1-942 (313 amino acids)
Cellular component (GO): cytosol
Molecular function (GO): hydrolase activity, acting on ester bonds; aminoacylase activity
Source: RefSeq, a predicted model, not a curated record
AUGGAGCUGGUCUCCUUGCCAACCCUGCGCCGUGUUGCAGUGUGCGGUGGUACACAUGGCAACGAACUGUCCGGGAUCUACCUGGUCAGGGAGUGGCAGAAGAGGAAAAAGAGGGAGGAAGGGGCGGGACCAGUUUCCGUGGUGAUGGUCAUGUCAAACCCACGAGCCGUCCAGCAAGGUCUUCGGUACACGGAAACGGACCUGAACCGCUGUUUCACCCAGGCCAGUCUCAGUGCUCCAGUGUCUGACAGGACUCCCUAUGAGAUGCUGCGUUCGCGUGAGCUGAAUGCUCUUCUGGGUCCUAAAGGCAGUCCGAAAGCCGUGGAUUUACUGUGUGACCUUCACAACAGCACCGCCAACAUGGGCCUGUGCAUCAUCUCUUACUCCGACUGCGACUGGAUCUGCCUGCAUAUCUGCAAACACCUCCAGAGGGAGAUGGCGACGAUUCCAGUGAGAUACAUUCACUUCGAUGUCCCUCCUAACGAAGCGUAUUCCCUCGAAUCUGUGGGGAAACAUGGCUUCGCGAUGGAGAUAGGUCCGCAGCCCCACGGCGUGGUAAGAGCGGACAUCUACGCUGCUAUGCAGGAGGGUGUCCAGCUAAUGCUCGACUGGAUCCGACUCUUCAAUUCAGGUGCUAAGUUUGAGGGAGGGUCAGUGGAUGUGUACACUAUGGUGAGAAAUAUCGACUACCCCAGAGACCCACACACACGCUCCAUCACAGCAGCCAUUCAUCCAGAGCUGCAGGAUCGUGACUUCUGUCUCCUGCAUCCUGGCGACCCCCUGUUCCUGUCCUUCAGUGGAGAGACGCUGCGAUAUAAAGGAACAGAGCCACUCUACCCCUUCUUCAUAAACGAAGGCGCGUAUUACGAGAAAGGAAUCGCCCUUUCGCUGGCGAGACGAAGGAAAGUGGAGAUUCCGCCCAUCCACUCAGAGAGAGCCUGA